Messenger RNA from Dendronephthya gigantea, 3690 nucleotides. Its product is annotated as myotubularin-related protein 13-like. The transcript has 27 exons. The record is from RefSeq and is a predicted model, not a curated record. The coding region runs from base 122 to 3115 and encodes 997 amino acids. NCBI's taxonomy places the organism in Eukaryota, Metazoa, Cnidaria, Anthozoa, Malacalcyonacea, Nephtheidae.
UAUGGCGCUGAAAGCAGGAUGACAAAUGAACAAUGUCUUUGACAUUUUCAUACACAAUUCGCGAGCUUACCCGCGUUAACUUUAAUUCAAACAUGUACCAUGGUUAUUGAACAAUCCUGGAAUGGUUGAAAAGUCUAUCACUCCUGAACGGUUGUUGGAGAUUUUAAACGAGGACUCGAGUUACUGUAUUCCGCCACUCCUUGCUCCAGCUACCAAUAAGAAAUUGUCAAAACAUCCAACAUUACUACCUGGUGAGAAGAUUUUGUUGCAGCAAGAUGCAAUAUGUGUUGAAACAUAUCUCUCUCCUGUGGAAGGAACGUUGCAUCUUACAACAUUUAGAGUUAUAUUUAGUGGUUCAUCACCGGAUAUAGAAGACGAGGCCAUUGGUGGUGACCACCAUACAUCCCUUGUAUCCAAGAAAAAUAGCAGUCAGUUUGGGAAAAAGAAAGGGUUUUCAGAUACACUUGAGAGGUUUAGAGAAAAAGCACAGCAUUUCCAAAAGAACUUGCAACAUUCAAAAUCAUGUCGCACGUUAAGAUCGACUUACAAGGGAAAGUCACAAUUUACAUUGAACAGAUCACAUGAAAAUAACGUCGUUCAAACUUCCUGUGGAGAAAAUUUAGACGACAAUUGUAAGUUGAUUUCUCUACAGCCCGUAGACACACCGGAAUCCGAUGAAACAGAGAAAGAUCUUGUUCAACAUGACAUCAUCGUAUCUAUUCCAUGUACAAAUGUUUACGAUAUUCACAAACUACCUAAGAACUCACUCGUGAAGGACCCGAGAUUUUUUGGGUUUGGUGAUGGCAUUGAGCUCAUGUGCAGUACUCUGCAGGUUUAUAAGUUUUGUCUUCCACAAGGUUCUGAUUACAAUGCGGAUAAACUCGCCGCAAUAUUUUCAAAGUAUACAAAACACCUGCUACGGCCUUGUUUUUCUGGAAAUGUGAGGCAGAAACAAUGUACUCCCAGCCAAAGAAAGUCGCCUUCUAAAUGGUUUGCAAUCGCAUAUAGAGAAGCAAUAUCUCACACGCGUUCGUGUGAUAUUUUAUAUUCAAGAACAUCACAGAAUUUUUAUGAUUUUGAAGUCGAGUUUCGACGCCUGGGUUUGCUGACAUUGGAUUGUUGGAGAGAAUAUUCUCCAAACGGUCUUUUAGAGACGAAGGCUCCCAAGAAAACUCUAAUACCUCAUGGAAUAAGUGACGUGGAGAUGAACAAUAUUAUUACCUUUCAUGGUGACAGAAGUUUUCCUUCAAUUUGUUGGAGAAAUUCCGUGGACGGUACAGUUAUGUUGCGGUGUGGCUCAGCAUUGUAUAGAAGAGGCAUAUUUGAGUACAGAUGCGAAUCAGAUGAAAACUUUUUGGCUUCAGUUUGUUUUCAGAACAAACAGUCAAAUGGCGACAAAAUGGUUAUUUUCACUGAGCAGAGCCGUACGAACUCUACUAGUCUGUUGACUACCCCAGCGCAGCAACUUAGUGGUCAAAUCACACCGAAACAAGGAGAAGCUUUUUGUUAUCCUCACGUGAAGUUUGUUUACACGGACAAAGAAAUCAUUCCAGAUCACAAAAUUGUUAAGCAAAGUUCAGUUAAAUUGCAAACACUGUUGGCUGCAGAGUGCGAUGAUAAAACGUUUCUUUCCGAUCUUGCUGAAACUCAAUGGCUUUCACAGAUUAGUGAACUACUGGAAACCACAUCGUUAGUUAUCACCGCCAUGAGUGCAGACAAGCUAUCUGUUUUGAUUAGUUAUGAAUAUGGCUGUGACCGCACUGCACAGUUGUCCAGUUUGUCUCAGUUACUUCUUGAUCCGCAUUACCGCACAAUCGAUGGCUUUCAGAUUCUGAUACAGAAAGAAUGGCUAUCCUUUGGUCACAUGUUUGCGGAACGAUGUAUAUCUCCGAAAUCUGAUGAGGGACAUGGACCUAUAUUUUUACAAUGGCUUGAUUGUGUUUGGCAGCUUCUGAAUCAAUUUCCUUAUUCGUUUGAGUUCAAUGAGGGACUUCUGCAGACUAUUGCAGACCAUGUUUAUUCCUGUCGAUUCGGUACAUUUUUGUGUGAUUCCGAGCAACAGUUUCAAGAGGAAGAAAUUGAUAACAAAACUCUGUCGUUAUGGACCUGGAUCAACCUAACUGUCAUGGCCGAUCCGGAAAAGUUUAUCAACAACAACUACAUGAAAACCAAAACAGAAAGGAUACUCAUACCACGAUACCAUAUUCCUUCGUUAAAAGUUUGGGAAUCCUAUUAUGCCACAUCAAAGUUUGAGGCGGGUUUGCAAGAGGCAAAACAAAUUGCAAAAGAACAACGAAAACUACAGGAAGAUUUAUUUGCGAAUAUGCUUGACAAACACCAGGACUUAUUACGCAAGAGGUCCAACAUCCCGGAUGAUGGUCAGAAUUCGGAAUCCUCAAUCGAAUAUGAUAUAUCAUGCAUCAUAACAAGUGAAUCAAAAGAGGAACUUUUUACGGACGUGGCAGAAAGGUUCGAAAUCAAAACAGGCUCCCUUAAGGCGAAAAACGUUCGUAACAAUAACAGUAUGCGGUCAACGGAAAGCAAAUCGCUCGACAACUUACUACAGAAUCGUCGUCAAGAGACAGAUAGUAAAAUAAAACGUCGUUUUGGUUCGAGCAAAUUCUAUGUGAACAAACCAACCCGGAAAAAAUUUUUUGAUACAGCUCUGGCAGAAUUUCGCGAAGACAAAACCGAUGAGACUGACUCGGGAAAAAAAUCUCGAAUGUUCAAUGGUUUAUGCGAUUAUCUUGAUCACAAAGGAAUUGACUGGCGAAGUGAGAAAGAUAUCGAAAUUACCCCAAUAGUUUGCUGUGGUUUCUUAACCAAAAGAGGAUUUGUUCGAAAGAACUGGCUGCCUCGGUGGUUUAAAUUAGAUCUACGAAAAAAUUGCUUAGCCUAUUUUGAAAAACGUGAGGACCAAAUACCGAAAGGUGUGAUUGAAUGUGGUAAGAUCCUUCAGGUGUAUUCCGCUGACAAGCCGGGAAAAGCAGACCAACAUAAAUUUUACGCCGUCACUGAUGAACGAACUUUUGCGUUUAAAGCAAGCAGCGAGUCGUUAAUGAAGAUUUGGAUGGCAACACUAAGUUUAAAGUCGAAUAGUUUAUGUAUUAGGUGAAUUUGUGUAUGCAGUCAUUGCCGUAUUCAGCCGGAUGAUUUAGCCUUUAAAUACUGUGACAUUCAUUGAUAGCGGGAUCUUCAGACUAGAUACCGCCACUGCAUACAAUAAAUAUAUUUUGUACAUAAUCAAAUAGAUAGUUCUGUUAACACAACAAAACGCCUUGAAGGCGGUUUUGCAAUGGGGAGCACCAUAGCCGGGUAGGAAAGCGCCGAAAAAUAGUUUUUAAUGACUGUAAAUGAAAGAUAUUUUUACCAUAACAAUUGAUUUUAACUUAAUUUUAAUAAAUAAUGUAUCUUGCACGUUAAAACCGGGUGCACACCCUAAAAUUUUAGUUAAUCAAUUUUGAUUACAAGUUCAUACCUUGCUAAGAGUUGGGCCAUUCUAUUCGCAUAGAGGGAUGAGAACUCUUCUCCCAAAGUAAGUGAACUUUUCUUUAGAUUGUUGACAGGCCUUCUGAAGAGAAAGUCGCAAAAAAAUGUAUGGCUUAUUCUUAUAACCUAACUUUGUUGCAGUUGCAGACGAUAAAUUGGUUCCUAAAAUCGUAGUGUGUGUACCUGUGGGUGUAAGAGUAA